Messenger RNA from Prunus mume (Japanese apricot), 2595 nucleotides. The record is from RefSeq and is a predicted model, not a curated record. Lineage: Eukaryota; Viridiplantae; Streptophyta; Magnoliopsida; Rosales; Rosaceae.
AUGCAAAGGGUAGGUUUUCCGAGUAUGAGGAGCUUGGAUAAAUUCAAGUCCCUCUCGAAAUCGGUCUCAGGAACUUCGAAUAUCUUCGCCUACUCCUCGCGUCCUCCAGAUUCGAACUCUUCUGGAAGUUUCGCAAAUUUGAAGCUCACCGCAGAGAAAUUAGUGAAAGAGCAAGCUUCUGUGAAAACUGAUCUGGAAAUGGCGAACACAAAGCUGAAAAAAUCAGUGGAGCACAUCCGUGCAUUAGAGGAAAAAUUGCAGAAUGCUUUCAAUGAAAAUGCUAAGCUUAAGGUGAAGCAGAAGGAAGAUGAAAAGCUGUGGAAGGGAUUGGAGUCUAAGUUUUCUUCAACCAAAACUCUCUGUGAUCAACUCACGGAUACUUUACAGCUCUUAGCUGGCCAGGUUCAGGAUGCCGAGAAAGACAGAGAGUACUUUGAAGGAAAAAUCUCUGCGAGUGCAAUAGCUCUUGAUGGUUUAAAUAAACAGAUGAAUGGUCUGUCUCUAAAAUUAGAGUCUGCAGAGGACAUUAUAAGGAACCGUGAAAAGCAGCUGGAGGAACUCAAAUCUGAUAAAGAAGAAAGGGAAAAAUCUUACAGAGAUGAACAGAGCAGAACUGCAAAUCUCAUAGAGGAAAAAGAUGCUAUGAUAAAGAACUUUGAGGCAACUCUAGCAACUAAUAGGUUGGCUACAGAAAGUUUGAACUCUAAGUUGGGUGAGGUGCAUCUUGAGUUAAAAUUGAAAGAGGAUGAAAUCAAACGUUUGAUAACUGUCCAGGAAAACUUGGAAAAGGAAAAGCUCGGUGUUCAAUUGAGCAACGAUGACCUUGUUAAGAGAUUAGAUAUGUCUGUCCUUGAGAUAAAAAACCUUGAAGGGUUUGUUCAUGUGUUGGCUGCACACUUGGUCGAAUUGGAUAAACAAAGUUUGGAUUUUUUAGACAAGUUUGAUAAGCUAAACUCUCUCUAUGACGCGUGCUUCAAGUUGGUCCAGCAGGAGAGAGACCUUUCUACCAAGCUUUCUCAGAGACAGUACGAUCAACUGCAUGAUAGAUUUCUGACCUUAACAUCAGAAAAAGAUGCUAUAGAAUUGGUAAAUCAGGAGUUGAACAAUAAGGUCCUCAAACUCCAGAAAGUUCAGGAGUCUGUUAUGCCGUGAGCCAGAGAGAGGAUACAGAACUUGGAGUCUGAAGCAGAAGGUCUGGUCUCAAAGAAAAUUGAAACAGAGAAGUUGGUCUCCCAAUUAGAACUGCAAAUUAAUUCUCUGUCAGAAAGUUCAAGAUCAUCUGAGAACAGAAUGCAAGAUCUGUUGCUGAAAAUUUCGGCAUUAGAAACUGAGAGUAAAGAUUAUACAGAGAAAUUACAAGCAGAGUUACAGAAAAAAGCUGAAGAAAUAGAUAGUUUACUAAAGGAGGGUGAAAAACAUGAAGAGCAAGUAGAUCUGAUUGAUAAACAAGUCAGUCAGCUUCAAAAUAUGCUAGAGGAGAAGGAGAACCUUAUUCUGCAACAUAAGGCACGAGAGAAGAAUCUGGAAGAACAGAACACAGGGAAUCGGGCAUUGCUGGCUGCUGCUGAAAGUAAACUUGUGGAAGAUAAGAAGCAAUAUGAUCUCAUGCUAGAGAGUAAACAACUGGAAUUAUCAAGGCAUUUGAAAGAUAUCUCUCAGAGGAAUGAUCAGGCAAUUAAUGACAUCCGGAAGAAGUAUGAGGUGGAGAAGCUGGAGAUAGUUAACAUGGAAAAGGAAAAGGCCGAAAAAAUUGUUGGAGAAAGGGAGAGAGAAUGUGAGAAAAAACUUGAAGAAUGCAAAGAAGAAUCUAGGCAGUACUUGAUGCGUGUUCAGGAGGAACAUGCUACUCUGGUCAGUCGUAUUCAGCAAGAGCAUGAUAAAAAGGAACUCGGUCUAAAAGCUGAACACAGUGAAGCGUUCAAGCAUAUCCAACUUCAAGCUGAAAACGAAUUGAGAGAGAAAAUGACAUCGCUGAGGAACGAACAUGAAGCGCAGCUUAGAGGUUUGAGGCUCGAGCACGAAGAUGAGUGUAAGAAGCUGCAGGAUGAGUUGGAUCUUCAAAAGUCCAAGGAGGAGAGACAGAGGGCAUUACUGCAAUUGCAGUGGAGAGUUAUGGGUGAUAAACCCCAGGAGGACCAAGAAGUGAAUUCAAAGAAGGAUUACUCCAUUUCGUCAAGGCAGAUGAGAAACUCUGUUGGUAGAAAAAGAGGUCAGCAUUCUCUGGUACCAGAGAAUGAUGAAAAGGAUUCACCUUUACUGGUAGCAACACAAACUCCAGUGUCAAAGUUGUUGAAGAAAGUAGAGAACCCAAACACAGGAAGAAUAAUGAGUAUUCCAAAGCAUCACAAAAAGGUAACUCAUCGGGAAUAUGAAGUUGAAACCUCUAAUGGAAGAACAGUCACGAAAAGAAGAAGAACAAGAAGCACAGUGAUGUUUGAAGAUCCAAGAAAACAUAAAAAGACAAGUACUCCAAAAGCCACUACUCCCAGGAGUGUUGUUAAGGGAGGAGGUCAACCAAAUCCUUCAAACAUGGGGGACUUGUUUUCAGAAGGGUCUCUGAAUCCAUAUGCAGACGAUCCCUAUGCAUUUGAUUAA